AAACUGUGCAAUUGGACAACAAUUUAUGGACAGCUAGCACACUUAGCUUUUGUCAGAGCUUGAUUGAAAUUUCUUGUGAUAAUUAAUCAUAAAUAUUGUAAUCUGAGCUUAAACUAUUUAGUAAAAUGGAUAUUUUAAAAGACGAGGCAGUGCACGAGUUAAAAUACAAACCGGGUGGUCGGCUGGACAUGACCCAUGGCUUCCUUCACCAUAUCCGCAGAAACCAGAUUGCUAGAGAUGAUUAUGAUAAAGAGGUAAAACAGGCUAAAGAACUUCAGCGGCGAAGGCACACAACUACCCCUAGAAGACCUCGUCGACCUGACAUCCAGGUGUACCAUCCUAGACAAAGACGUGGUUCAGAGCCAGGAACAGGUGCUGAUCCUGAAGAGUGGAAUGAGAGUGGUUCAAGCACUGAGACUGAAAGCCACGGGACAGAACUUUUUUGGCUUGACUAUCAAGAGGACACAGGAGUUAUUACUUCCUUCUUAGUGCACAAGGACGACAAGCCUGAGAAGGUUGUGGAGCGUGUUGCAGAAAAGAACGUUCUAAACGCAGCCAUGAGAGCUGCUCUAGAGGUUCGAAUUCGAAAGGAAAUUGAAAAAAGACGAGACAACCGAUGAUGAGGGUUCUACAACAGCCGAUGCUAUGAAGACAAAGCUGUUGCAAUCUCACAUAUGUGCUCCUACCUUUGUGUGGUUUGUGCACAACGAGGGCCCUGCUGUCAUUUACAGUCUCUGUUGGCAGAGGUGACCAGAGGACGAGCUGUAUGUUGGUUAAAAAAGGUCAAGGAGCAACACUCAUCACUCCAUAGGGUACAUGUAAAUCAAAUCAACAUGUCCUAUUUGUUUACAACUAUCAGUUUUGUUGUUUUGUUUUAAACCAGAGAGAAGGUAAAGAAAGUAUUUUCAGAGAAGCAUCGAGAUAGAUCUCUCAGUUCUGAUGAGUAAUCCAUCUUUUUUAAUAGAUGAGGCCACAAUGUGUUUAGGUGGUAACUUUUGUUGUUUAUAUUCUAGUUGAAUAAUUUAUUAUGAGUUGUGGAAAUGCCAUCAUUUUUGAUACUGUAAAUAUAAUGAUAGUUUAUUUUUUAAUAAAGUAUAUGAUGAGCUUAGAAGCAUUUAUGCUUCUUUCUGUAGUCUUGGUGAUCUCCCCUUGCAGUGACAAGCCAUAAUCUAUCACCAUUCAGAUUUUUGUAUGUAUCAAUCUCUUUUCGUCCCGUUGAAAGAAGAUUAGCUCUCACUAAAGAUAUGAGCUGUGUUAACCGAUUUACCGGUAUGUGAAAUUCACAGCAGGUGGCAGCAACAGUCUUUUUUUUUUUUAUCAUCUCUUAUCCUGCUUCUUUGUUGCUGUCUAUUAUUCCCAUGCUCUCUAAUUGGGUGUUUUUUUUCUGUAAGAAUGCAUUUUUUGAUGAGAUUAUUUUAUAAAAUUAGCACCAAAUGGGAUUUUUAUUUUUUACCUGAAAAAUUACCUUGCAUAAAUUUGUAUAAUAAAAUUGUUAAACAACUUUUAAAAGUCACCCAAUUAGUAAAUACAGUGCUGUGUGUAAUAAUCUCAGCAUAGGUCAUGCUUUAGAUGAUGCUGCUCUGAGGCCUCAGAGUUAAGGAAACAUUAGUGAUCAGUACCAUAAAGACAAAAGAACACACCGGACAAGUAAGGGACAAGAUAAGGUAAAAGUUUAAGCCAGUGUUGGCUCCUGGGAAAAAAAAAAAAACACCACCACCUAUGUUAUCUUUAAGGGCAUAUGGCACAAAGACAGAGGAUAUGACCUUAUACUAAAACUGACAGGCUGGGCUAGGAGAGCUGCAGCUGCAAAGAUCCACAACCUAAGAAAGACAAGGUAACUUAUUUAUUGUACUGCUGUUCUACUGUAGAACAGUAUAAAUAAAACCAGAAUCUGUGUUUGCAGUUUAAAAAAAAAAGCUGUGUUUCAUCCUGUCUCUGCUCCAGCACACUUCAAACAAUUGCAUUACCUCAUCAGCCUACCAUUAAGAGGUGCGGUAGCCAUUCUGUCACCAACUUUGAGUCAGGUUUGUGUUGAUUGGGAAAUUCUUUACACCAUCAAGGACAGAAUCCUGAGGACCAGGGCUGAAAAUAGCUAAAAAUGCAGGAGACAAGGCAAGCUGAAACAGGUGGUGUGGUCAAAUGAGUCUGAAAGAUUUCGCCUACACCACCUACAUUAACACUAUGUUGGAUAAAAACAACUACUGGUAAUAGAGUAUCCCCAUAGCAAAGCAUGGCAACAUGCUGAGGGGGGUGUUGUUAUGUUAGCUAAAGGAAGAUGGUACAAGUUAAGCAUCAAGAGUAGGACAAGAGACGAAGAUUACUUGCUAGAGCUACAAAAGGCAACAUCAACACUACUGUUCAUACAGAGCAGCAAAGGAAUUGUUUAGCAAAGCAUGCUCAUGUAGAUUGGUCCAGACAAAAGCUAGAGCCAAAACUCCAGGAAUUAAUUGAAAACCCUUUUUCAGAUGCAUUUAAUCCAAUCUGGGCUUGAACUACCGGUAAUACAAGGAUUAGGCAAAAAUCAGCUUAUUCAGCUUCUAAAUGUGCAAAGAAGCUACAGAAAUCUCAAAUACUUGUGGCUGUAACUGCAGGGAAAGAUGAUUGAAGGCUUGCUUUGCCCGAACGAGCACGCUUUACAGAAUUUGACUUUCAAAGAAAAUUGGAAAUAAAUCCAUUCAUUGAUUGAUCUUUGCCUAGGUGC
This is a messenger RNA of Cyprinodon variegatus (sheepshead minnow), 2701 nucleotides long. It is a transcript of the gene cunh2orf68, whose product is annotated as chromosome unknown open reading frame, human C2orf68. The record is from RefSeq and is a predicted model, not a curated record. Bases 126 to 620 code for a protein of 164 amino acids. NCBI's taxonomy places the organism in Eukaryota, Metazoa, Chordata, Actinopteri, Cyprinodontiformes, Cyprinodontidae. The transcript has 4 exons.